This is a messenger RNA of Limulus polyphemus (Atlantic horseshoe crab), 2082 nucleotides long. Its product is annotated as putative GPI-anchored protein pfl2. Bases 892 to 2010 code for a protein of 372 amino acids. The transcript has a single exon. NCBI's taxonomy places the organism in Eukaryota, Metazoa, Arthropoda, Merostomata, Xiphosura, Limulidae. The record is from RefSeq and is a predicted model, not a curated record.
AGAGAGAUAAAAGCCCGAGGAAGCUCGUGUCUCUCGAACAAUGUUCUAAUUUGAUGUGUCACGGAGCACGCGCGCCCGAGAGAAAACUCGAACACAAAGUACUUCACAUCGCAUAAGCAGCGUAUCCUGCCAGAUGAAGACGGGAAAUGCCAAACACGAGUUCAACAGUCUUGUUUCUGAGGGGAAACAGACCAUGGUGUGCAGACGGAGAGAGAGAGGUUUAUUGGUGCCUUGUUUAAGUAUUUCUCGUGCAGAGAAAAAUAAGGAGGUCCCGAAGUUCGAGAUGAGGAUCAGAUUAGCGAAUACGACUUAUUUAGUUAAUUAAAUCUCGAUUAAAGUGUACAGUUGCAGACCGGGGAGGGACGCGGGGUACGCGCGUGCUAGUUAGCGUCAACAAACGAGUGCUAUGUGAUCGUACAAGUCAUCCAGUUUUACCUCACCUGUUAGACAAAAUAGUCUACGUUCUGAAUGUCAUGUGACUUUUCGUGUUCGUAGGAUAAAGAAGUAAUCUUUAUUGGACUUUGCUUCACCGUCCGCUAAAGCUGAUCGUUUUUUGAAAAUCGAAUGUUUUCAUGUAUUGCUACAUUGUUGAGUUAACACCUUUAGAUAUCUUGCUUAUUUUACUCUAAUUUCUAGCGUUUUCUGUCACUCCCGGAAUAAACGGAAAAUACAGACUAGGGUUACAUUCCAUAUAUAUUUGGUUUUUAAGUUUUUAUAACAAUGACUUCUUCAGCGGAGAAGAUACUGGUGAAUUGUUGUUUUAAUUGGUUGUUGUAAUGUUCCAGUUGGCAUCUUUCUCUAAAUGCCUGUUUACUCGUACUAAAAUGUCCGAAUCGCCUAGUCACGAUGUAGUAGUAGUACAAUUACCAGCAACAUUUUUUAGGUCAAGAAAUGCUCUCGUCAGCGGAGCUGUUGCCUAAAAUAUCCAUUAAUGACUGUGGUAUCGCCGAGAACGUGAUAAUUACCGACCCAGGGACAUCGUGUGAGCAAGAUCUAGCUGACACCGUGAUGGCUACGGUAACAUCUAGUCCGGAAUCAGCGCCUCUAGCGUCGAAGGAUUUAACGUUCAGUAAACGAUUGUAUUCAAAAUCGAAGGACACUACGACAACUACUGCAACAACACAUGCUCAACAACAUGUUACCGACACUACGACAACUACUGCAACAACACAUGCUCAACAACAUGUUACCGACACUACGACAACUACUGCAACAACACAUGCUCAACAACAUGUUACCGACACUACGACAACUACUGCAACAACACAUGCUCAACAACAUGUUACCUUGUUGAAAAUGACGAACACAAGACCCACUGAUCGUACGGUGGCCAUGGUAACAACUAGUCCAGAGUCUCCAACAUCUACAGCUCAUAGAGACAGAGGAUUAAAGAAAACGUUGGAGAAUAUAACUACUGUAGCUUCUUCCGGAAAAGACAAACUUUGGGAUGAACAGAAAAAUAGUGAUAGUUUCUACUGUCACGAGCCCCCAAAACGGGACAUUCGAAAAUAUGGAGUUGAAACAAUGUCUGUUUCACCGGAUUCCUCUCUUCUCACGGAAUGUGGGCAUAUUUCAAGGGUUUACUCCCUUCAACAAAACGAUCAUCUCUCUUCUUGUCUUUCCCAGACUUAUGAACAACGCACGAAACGGCCUCGAAACCUAAAACCACAAUCUACCAAUUCAGGAACUAAACGUUCAGAUAAAAUUUCUAAAAGUCAAGACAAUCUUUACGUUGAGCAGACUUAUAGUUCAGAUAGUCACAACUCCGGACUACACCAACCAUCUUGUUCACAAGAAGCAACUAUAUACGAAGAAGAUAUGCCAGUUAUAAUGAGACGACGAGGCUUGAUGAUGAGAGUCAGAAUAGUCAGCGUGGAUUUUGAUACUCAUUCUGAUACAAAUCAUUUGUCUCAACCUCAAUCCAGUCAUCGGAACCAUGUGAGUAUACUGUCAAGGUUAUCUCAGUCCAGUCUUCAGAACUAUGUGAGUAUGUUGUCAAGGUUACCUUAGUCCAGUCUUCAGAACCAUGUGAGUAUGUUGUCAAGGUUACCUUAGUCCAGUCUUCAGAACCAUGUGAGUAUG